Messenger RNA from Pieris rapae (cabbage white), 2507 nucleotides. RefSeq names its product steroidogenic acute regulatory protein-like (gene Start1). Gene Ontology annotation, molecular function: lipid binding. The transcript is spliced from 12 exons. The record is from RefSeq and is a predicted model, not a curated record. The coding region runs from base 156 to 1571 and encodes 471 amino acids. NCBI's taxonomy places the organism in Eukaryota, Metazoa, Arthropoda, Insecta, Lepidoptera, Pieridae.
AAAUUUGUAACAAUAUUUAUAAAUAAAGUUUCGGUGCUUAUUUAUAAUCAACAGAAUUGUUAUAAUUUAAGUGAAACGAGAUGUCCUAAUCGUUAUUAAACCCACCUAACGCAUUUAAAUAUAAAAGUGAUGUGAGAAACUGUACACAAGACAAGAUGGCUGAUUAUCACAUCCGCGAGGCAGCGGAGUCGCUGCUUGGAAGCGUAUCCCAAAGACCGUACAGAAGUUUGGCUCAAUCGCAGUCAGUGAAUCUCUUGUCCGAGGACUUGGUUGCGGGUCACAGACCUCAGGGCAGAAUGUCCAGUAUUCGAAGAUUUUUUUGUCUGUUUGUCACGUUCGACCUCCUCUUUACAAGUCUGAUGUGGCUUAUAUGUGUUGUGAUGCGGGGCGAAACAUUAAUACAGAUAUUUACGAGAGAGAUUAUACAUUAUGACAUCAAAGUGUCGUUAUUCGAUAUAGUACUUGUUGCAAUAAUAAGAUUUUUAUUAUUAAUAUUAUUCUACGCCAUAUUAUAUAUUAAUAAUUGGAGUGUGAUAGCGCUCACGACGAGCGGAACGUGUGCCUUUUUGAUCGCCAAAGUGUUCGUGUUUGAUUGGCCCAAUGCGGCUCAACCAGUGUACCAGGUGUUCCUGAUCUUGGCUUCGUUCACGUUGUCCUGGGGCGAGGCCUGGUUCCUGGACUUCAGGGUGUUGCCACAGGAGUUGCAGGCGAAGCAGAUCCUCGAAGCCAUCGUGACUCAUGGAGCGACAGAACGCACCCCACUUUUACCUGGUGCGUCCACGCAUGGUGGCUCCACGGUGAACUGGUUCUCGCCCGUGGAGACACCGGAGUCCAGCCCGAGACCAAGGAUGCCUGGGGAACAGGUCAUCUUGACGCAAGAUCAGAUAGACGAAUAUAAACGCCUCGCGGAGGAGAGCAUGCAGGACGCGUGGAAGGUCAUCCAUGCGCCAUCUUGGAAAUUGGAGAAAAGGGGGACGCAGAAGGGUGAUUUCGUGGAGUCGACUCAGACUGAAAAGUUUGGGAAGGUAUAUCGAUUUACGGGUAUCGUGGACUGUCCAGCAAAAUUCCUCUUCAGCGAGUUCAGAGAUAAUUUAACUAGGCUGCCGGAGUGGAACCCGACUAUAUUAAAAAGUGAAUUGAUUAAAGAAGUGGGUCCCGGCGUGGACUUGUCGUACCAAGUGACGGCUGGUGGGGGCCGCGGGAUUAUCGCCCCACGGGACUUCGUCAUCCUCCGCCGGACGGCGCCACUAAGUAGUGACGGGAAAGUGACAGAUGACACGCCAUCUUGUUUUAUUAGCAGCGGUGUCAGUGUCACUGUGCCCGGAUAUCCGCCGCAUCGGGAUAUGGUCAGGGGACACAAUAAAGUUGGCUGUUGGUUCCUGACCCCCAAAUGGGUUCAAACGCCAAAUGGCAAAGUGGAACACACAGUCUUCCAGUGGCUAAUGUGCUGUGAUCUUAAAGGUAAAAUACCACAAUUCGUGCUGGACGCUGCAUUUGCUACUGUUAUGUUGGAUUACAUUGUUCAUGUGAGAGCAUUUGCCGCUAGUUGUAAAGCGAAAGGCAUGUUUUGAAGCUCUAACCUCAAGGGUUUUAUACGAAUUUAAAUUUUCAAAUUUCCAAUUUAAAUAAAAUACUAUCAAUUAAUGAUUUUAAAUCAUUAUUCGAUAAACAAUUUUAAAAUUAGUGCUUCUAAUGAAUGAACGAAUUGAAUUUUUGAAAUUCAAUUCUUUGUUUAACGAAAAUGUUAUGUAACUGAAUGAAGAUUUAAAAAAAAACGCAAUAAUUCAAUAAUCAUUUUGAUUUUAUUAAUGAUUAGUUUUAAAAUUUACAAUUUUAAUAAAAUUUUAAUAAAAAUAUCAUUAAAUCUUCAUUCAAUCAAUAAUUAAUUUUUUGUGGAGUUAUUUUAAAUCAACGCUAAAUGAUUUUAAAAAAAUACAGUCAUUCUUUGUUCAAUAAAGGAACAGGUUUUAAAAAUGUUACAUUUCCUUCGAAAAUUAAUUAAUGAUUAUUUAAAAAAAUAAUUGUAGUAAAACUUUGUUCAAUUAAUAAAACAUAAUUAUAAAAUAAAGUAACAACUUUACUUGUAAGUGGACGAAUUUUAACGAGACAAAUUUAAUUGAGAUUUUUUGAAUGGACGAAUUUUAAUUCAUUUAAAAUUACUACAUUAGUAAUAAUACUUAUUUUUAUAACAAAAUAAAUAUUUUUAACAAAUCAUUAGUUAACGACUGAUUUAAAUAAGAGACCUUUUAAAUUGUUUAUCAGUUUGUAUGUAUUAAGGCUUCGAAGUGACAAGUGUAUGUUUAUCCACAAAUUUCUCGAUAAUUAAGAGACUUCUUCAUUGGUUCAUUAGUUUAAUCAUUACUUUUUUAUUAUUUUUUACAAUUUCGUGCAUUUUUAGUUGAUAUAAGUGAAUAUAUGUAGACCGUUUUAGAAACCAUGUGGACACCUGCGCCUAACCCUGGUAGAUGUAUGUAAGUUAAGCUUUAAUAAAGGAAAUUUUAUACCGA